AUGUUCACUCCACCCACCAACACAUUCCCUCAGCCUGGCCUUGAGUGGAGCUACGAAGACGAACUCUUCGGCCCUGAGCCAACCUGGACUGUAGAGCCCGAUGUUGAGGUCAUUCGUAAGAUUUUUCAGCGCGAAUUCAACAUUCCUGAAGAUUCGCAGUGCGACGUUGAGUUCCUUGCCGAGGGCUCCCUCAACAAGGUCUACAAAGUGCAAUGCAGCAAUAGCAACGCUUACAUCAUGCGUGUCACUCUCCCGGUCCACCCACGCUUCAAGACUCAGUGUGAAGUGGCAACAAUCGACUUCGUCAGCCAACACACCGACCUUCCGAUUGCCAAGGUGCUCAAGCACGAUGCGAGCUUUGACAAUGAACUCGGCUUCGAAUGGAUGAUUCAGGAAUUUGUACCUGGCGAGUCCAUGGAGAAGGCCUGGCAGAAGACUAGCAUAGAGCAGAAGGAGGUUUUGGUACGCAAGAUCGUCGCCUAUCUGGCCCGCCUGUUCGAGCAGCGUUUCGAUCGCAUUGGCGGCUUGUACCAGACGGAUCCUUCCAAACUGCCUCCGCUUCUGGAAUGGAACCCUGCAAUGAUGCCACUGCUCGUUGCCCCUGCCGCCGACCCCUUUUACGAUCUCGGCGAAGUCGUCUCGCUGUCACUCUUCAUCAGCGACCAUCUUUCACACACCAGCUCGCGCGGCCCAUACACUUCCAGCCGCUCAUGGCUCACCACACGCAUCCAGCUGUACAUCGAAGAUGCGCUCAAAGUCCUAACCGACAUCACUCUCGACGCAGACGACUACGACCGCAAAGCGGCUUCCGCCGUCAUGAACAUGGGCAUGCGCCUGCUGAUGCUUCUCCCUAAGGUCUUCCCGUCCGAGGACGAAGAUUCCUUCAUCAUCCACAACUCCGACCUCGACAUCCAGAACAUCCUCGUCGACACCGAUGGGCAUCUCACCGGCGUCAUUGACUGGGAGAACAUCCAUACCUCCCCGCUCUGGUACGCGUGCCAGCUUCCCAAGUUCCUCUGCGGACAGACACUACAUGACGCCCCUGUUCAGGCGGACUUUAUGAUCCAGGGCGAUGGCGACGAGAAUGAGUUGGUUCUCGACGACAUGUACUGGUAUCGUCUGCGCCAGCAUGAUCAGACGAAGCUGCGCAAGGUCUUCUUCGAGGAGAUGGAGCGGGUUUGUCCUGAGUGGGUUCGUGUCUUUGAGGGGAGCACGAAACAGGCGGAUUUCGAGCUGGCUGUCAAUAACAUUGAUAAUGAGCUUUGCUGCAGUAUUAUUCUUACUUGGAUCGAGGGCAUGAUGGAGGAUGAGGAGCCGACUAGCCUGCGAGACAUCUUUAGGCGCUAG
Messenger RNA from Parastagonospora nodorum SN15, 1347 nucleotides. RefSeq lists its product as hypothetical. Lineage: Eukaryota; Fungi; Ascomycota; Dothideomycetes; Pleosporales; Phaeosphaeriaceae. The transcript has a single exon. The record is from RefSeq and is a predicted model, not a curated record. Bases 1 to 1347 code for a protein of 448 amino acids.